AUGCGCACUCGGCAGUGCGUGGUCGCAGGCGAGCGCCGCGCCGACCCGGCCGGAGCUGCGGCGAGUGCACAUAAUACAGCCCCCGGCUUCCAGGACGAGGAGGAAGAAAACGAAGAAGUUUUUAAAGUAAAGAAGUCAAGUUACAGCAAAAAGAUAGUUAAAUUGCUUAAGAAAGAGUACAAAGAAGAUCUUGAAAAAUCAAAGAUCAAGACAGAACUCAGCACAGCAGUUGACAAUGAGCAGCCUCUGGACAAAGCGUGCCAUGUUAAGGACGCAAACCAAGAAGACGGAGUUCUCGUCGGUGACCAUGGUGAGGAUGAGAUGGACAUGGAGAGCGAGAAGGAGGAGGAGAAGCCCAAGGCGGGGGGCGCCUUCUCAAAUGCUUUGUCGUCUUUGAAUGUUCUUCGUCCAGGAGAAAUUCCAGAUGCAGCUUUCAUACAUGCUGCAAGAAAAAAGCGCCAGAUGGCCCGGGAACUGGGAGAUUUCACUCCUCAUGAUAAUGAGCCUGGUAAAGGCCGCCUUGUCCGAGAGGAUGAGAACGAUGCCAGCGAUGAUGAGGAUGAUGACGAGAAACGCCGGAUAGUUUUUUCUGUGAAAGAAAAGUCACAGAGACAGAAGAUUGCCGAAGAAAUAGGUAUUGAGGGGAGUGACGAUGAUGCUUUAGUAACUGGAGAACAAGACGAAGAGCUCAGCCGGUGGGAGCAGGAGCAGAUUAGAAAAGGAAUUAAUAUUCCUCAGGUUCAAGCAAGUCAGCCCACUGAAGUGAAUAUGUACUACCAGAACACUUACCAGACAAUGCCUUACGGUGCAUCCUAUGGCAUACCUUAUAGUUACACAGCCUAUGGAUCAUCAGAUGCCAAGUCUCAAAAAACAGAUAACACAGUCCCUUUCAAAACUCCCAGUAAUGAGAUGGCUCCCGUUACUAUUGAUUUGGUAAAGAAACAGCUUAAAGACAGGUUGGACUCCAUGAAAGAAUUACACAAAACCAAUCGACAGCAGCAUGAGAAACACCUGCAAAGCCGAGUGGACUCCACCAGGGCUAUUGAGAGAUUAGAAGGGUCUUCUGGGGGUAUUGGUGAACGGUAUAAAUUUUUGCAAGAAAUGCGAGGGUAUGUCCAAGACUUGCUUGAGUGUUUCAGUGAAAAGGUGCCACUGAUUAAUGAACUUGAAUCAGCAAUACAUCAGCUGUACAAACAGCGAGCUUCCCGCCUUGUCCAAAGACGACAAGAUGAUAUUAAAGAUGAAUCUUCGGAGUUUUCAAGCCAUUCAAAUAAAGCUUUGAUGGCACCAAACCUUGAUUCCUUUGGCCGCGAUCGGGCACUGUAUCAAGAACAUGCAAAACGUCGGAUUGCAGAGCGGGAGGCCAGGAGGACUCGCCGUAGGCAAGCCAGAGAGCAAACCGGUAAGAUGGCAGAUCACCUUGAAGGCCUUUCCAGCGAUGAUGAGGAGACGUCCACAGACAUUACUAAUUUCAACCUGGAGAAAGAUCGCAUUUUGAAAGAAUCCAGCAAAGUUUUUGAAGAUGUCCUUGAGAGUUUCUAUUCAAUUGACUGCAUUAAAGCACAGUUUGAAGCAUGGCGUUCAAAAUACUACACGUCCUAUAAGGAUGCUUACAUUGGUCUCUGUUUGCCAAAAUUGUUCAAUCCUCUCAUCAGACUGCAGCUCCUCACUUGGACUCCUCUUGAGGCAAAAUGCUGUGACUUUGAAUAUAUGCUGUGGUUUGAGUCUCUGCUCUUCUAUGGUUGUGAAGAACGAGAACAAGAGAAGGACGAUGUUGAUGUUGCUCUGUUGCCCACCAUUGUGGAGAAGGUGAUUCUUCCCAAGCUGACAGUGAUCGCUGAAAACAUGUGGGAUCCUUUUUCUACAACACAGACUUCAAGAAUGGUUGGAAUCACACUAAAAUUGAUAAAUGGCUAUCCUUCAGUAGUCAAUGCAGAAAAUAAAAACACACAGGUAUACCUUAAAGCACUUUUAUUGAGGAUGAGAAGAACUUUAGAUGAUGAUGUAUUUAUGCCCUUAUAUCCUAAAAAUGUCUUAGAAAAUAAAAAUUCUGGGCCUUACUUAUUUUUUCAACGUCAAUUUUGGUCUUCUGUCAAGCUAUUGGGAAAUUUCCUUCAGUGGUAUGGCAUUUUCUCAAACAAAACUCUUCAGGAGUUGUCAAUAGAUGGCUUGUUAAAUAGAUACAUUCUCAUGGCUUUUCAGAAUUCAGAAUAUGGAGAUGACAGCAUCAAAAAAGCCCAAAAUGUAAUCAACUGUUUCCCUAAGCAGUGGUUUGUGAAUCUGAAAGGAGAAAGAACUAUUUCUCAGUUAGAAAAUUUUUGCCGAUAUCUUGUACAUUUAGCAGAUACAAUUUACAGGAACAGUAUUGGGUGCUCUGAUGUGGAAAAAAGAAAUGCAAGAGAAAACAUAAAACAGAUAGUAAAACUUCUUGCAAGUGUUCGGGCUUUGGAUCAUGCUGUGUCUGUUGCAAGUGACCACAAUGUGAAAGAACUCAAGUCUCUGGUGGAAGGAAAAUAGCUCGAUGAGACCCAAGUGUUUGCUUUGCCCAUUCCCAGUGUGUAAAUUUGUAUAUAUGUAAAGUUUCUUAAACUGUAAAAUACUGAUUCUUGUUUAAAUACAAAAACAUUAUAUUA
Molecule: messenger RNA, 2633 nt
Organism: Myodes glareolus (Bank vole)
Lineage: Eukaryota; Metazoa; Chordata; Mammalia; Rodentia; Cricetidae
Source: RefSeq, a predicted model, not a curated record